CGCAUUUCUCAGUUGACUCACGAUCGACAGCAGUCGCGCUGUAAAUACAGUAUUCUAUUGUUUGUUACGAGUGAUUAUAGACCCUUUUUUAUCUGGCGCUGUUAUCUAAUCUUGUAAUAUAAUUACUUGUGGAUUAUUUGUUAGUGAGACAGUGGCUCGACCCAAUUCGUGGCAGUGCUUAGGACACAGUGGUGGUUCUUUUUAUUAUUCCCGCGGGUUUUUAAUGUGAUUUAUAAUGAAUUUAUCGUUUGCCGGCUGUGGAUUCCUUGGUAUUUACCAUGUUGGUGUAGCUGUGUGUUUUAAGAAAUAUGCUCCUCACUUAUUGUUAGGGAAAAUUUCUGGUGCCUCUUUUGGCGCCUUGUCUGCAUGUUGUCUGCUCUGUGAGCUACCUAUAGGUGAAAUAACAAGCGAUGUCUUGCGAGUGGUCCGCGAGGCGAGGGCGGGGUCCCUGGGUCCUUUCAGCCCCUCGUUCAACAUACAGAACGUCCUCCUUGAGGGCAUGGAGAAAUACCUCCCCGCAGACGUCCACAAGAUAGUCAGCGGCAAGCUUCACAUAUCACUUACAAGAGUCUAUGAUGGCAAGAACGUCAUAGUUUCAGAAUUCCCGACAAGGGAAGACCUCUUGCAGGCGUUGCUGGCGUCCUGCUUUGUGCCAGUGUUCUCGGGCAUGCUGCCACCGAGGUUCCACGGCAUCCGCUACAUGGACGGCGGGUUCAGCGACAACCUGCCCGUGUUGGACGAGAACACCAUCACCGUCAGCCCGUUCUGCGGCGAGAGCGACAUCUGCCCCAGAGACUUGAGCUCGCAACUGUUUCACGUAAAUCUAGCAAACACAAGCAUAGAGUUGUCAAAACAGAACAUCAACCGUUUCGCUCGGAUUCUGUUCCCGCCAAAACCUGAAGUGUUGAGUAGUAUGUGCAAACAAGGGUUCGACGACGCGCUCCGAUUCCUGCACAGAAACAACCUGAUCUCGUGCACUAGGUGUCUUGCUGUGCAGACCACCUUCCAGCUUCAAGAUGUCUUGGACGACAAAACUUACGAAUACGACCCAGACUGCGAAGAAUGUAAAACUCAUAGACAGGAUGCCUUAGUCGACGACCUGCCCGACACAGUAAUGACAAUAUUCCAAAAUGCAAUCGACACGGCAAACAACGGACUAGUCAACUGGGUGAUGAGACAACGAGGCAUGCGAUACAUAUCGCUGCUGACGCUUCCUUACAGAGUGCCCAUAGACAUCAUGUAUGCUACAUUUACCAACUAUAUCGGUGAUAGAGUAGAGCAGCAUUCAGUGCAGUACGCAGUGGCUGGUAAUGUGGUGGUACUUAGGAAGAGGUGUUUGCGACACAACAACCUUAUGACUAGGUUCGUAACAUGCACACCGAAGAUGAGCAAGUCUGUAUGGAAGCUCAGCUUAAACCUUCUGCAACAACUGCACGGGUUCCUCUACUCGGCCCAGGACAGAUCUGAAGCCGCAGCCAAGAUCUACUACAAACUCACCAUGGAUGCCAAGAAGGAAGACGGCUAUCAUUUAGAUAGAAGGCGGGCGAGCGAGUUCCGAGUGUCGUACAACGACGUCAUCACGGAUUCGGACACUUUCGAACACAUCCUGAGCGUGACGUCACACAACGAUGCCCUACUUGCGUAUUACUAUCUCGACAGCGAUAAUAAGGUGAAAAUGACCGAGAUAUACGACGUGACUGACGCCGACACGGAGGCGGUGCAGUCGCCCAUGGAGCGUGAUGUCAACAAGCAGCUUGAGUUCGACAACGACUGGUCUGCAGAAUUCAUGGCCGACAAUGAUGAAAUUGACAUCGACGCAAUAGACGAGGACGAACUCGGAGACAGAAACAUAUUCUCCGACCCUGAGAGCGAGUGGGCGCAGGGCUCUGUGUCAGACCCUGAGAAUGACGACGUGCCAGAGUCAGAACGCCCCGCCAACGCUAGCUAUAAUAUUACCUAUGCCGAAUAACAUUUAGUAUAUUAUACAAUUUGAUACUACCUACGGUUUAUUAAAAAAAAAUCAGUAGUGCAGGUCAAAAUAUUGUGGCAAGAAAUUUGAGAAAAUAAACAAAAAGUCAGCAUGGUAUUCUGACAGCCUAGAGCUGAAUAAAACACUAAACAUAGUUACUAUAGUUACUCUGCAUGUGUCUUAAAUAUUGCGUGUACAAGUUAGUAACAAUGGUAACGCUAGCUUAUAUAUCCAGCUUUAUUACGAUAUUACAUUCCAAAGAAGUUUCUUGUUAUUAUUUUUAGCAGUUAUCAUUCAGAUAUCCCAACCAAAUUAAUGCUGAUUUGUGAUAAAAUAUUAUAUUUAAAUAAGUUGUUAAAGUCUGUGUAAACUUGUCAAGUUUCAUAACUUCCCAGUACGAUUAGUUAGCACAAAGUCCUGAUGCCAAUGCUAUUGAUUGGUAUGUUUAAAACCUAUUCCAAUGAACCCGACUAAGUCAUCAUGUUAUAAUAUUAACGCAAAGAAGUGUGCUCGAUACAGGGAGUUGAACUAUGACAUCUGUAUUUAGGAUGUUCUACAUAAGGGAAGGCUGGCGUUGACUAGAAUACGAGGUUGUCAAUCUUGGUCAUUGCGCCAGCUAAGUAAAUUAAGUUACCCGAUUAAUUGUAAGAAUUUAAGCCUGGCCAUAAAUUAUUUUCAAAUGGAUCAAGAAAUCAGAAGUAUAACUGAUAUAUACUAUUUUUCGUUAUUUUCCAAGUCAAAUAAGUUCCUUUUUGGCCAGGAUUUAACACUGUUAAAAAUAAGCAACCAUGAGUUAGGUACUUAAAACAAUAUUUUUAUUAUACGCGACUAAUUGAACUAUUAAGUCAAAAUGUGAUAUCCUAAAGCUAUUCUUAAUAGUGGUUUAAUGUGUAAAAAAAUCAUGUAUUGUUAAUGUAGAAAAAAUGUAGUUAAGUUGAUCCAAGCUCUAAAAGGUUUUUGAUUCAUUGACGGACUGAUAAAACCGGAUAUAAUUGCCGGUAUCUUAAGUCAGCCGUAGUUAUAAAUUGUGAAUUGGGUACCUAUUUGGUGCAACUGGAUGUUUAUAAAGCUCUCUUAACACACGAAGUUAGGAAAGAUUCAGCCUCGACACGACCUAAAUAAUCGUUACCAUUUCUUAAAGAUAUUAGAAUUAUAACGAAGUUAUUUUGGAGAAGGGUAAUUUUAUAAGUAUUGUUAUUUAAUGGUCUCUUAACGGUUUUAGUGAGUACUCAGUUUUUUUAUAAAAUGUCACAAAAAUCUUUUUAAAUAAAUAUUAAAAGUGA
Molecule: messenger RNA, 3252 nt
Organism: Pectinophora gossypiella (pink bollworm)
Lineage: Eukaryota; Metazoa; Arthropoda; Insecta; Lepidoptera; Gelechiidae
Gene: bmm
Product: 1-acylglycerol-3-phosphate O-acyltransferase Pnpla3-like
Exons: 10
Coding region: 236-1969 (577 amino acids)
Biological process (GO): lipid homeostasis; triglyceride catabolic process
Cellular component (GO): cytoplasm; membrane; lipid droplet
Molecular function (GO): triacylglycerol lipase activity
Source: RefSeq, a predicted model, not a curated record